GGCAGAUAUCAGUGUCGAUGGCAUUUGUUCCCAGCUAUUCUUAGGAGCCUCUCAGAAGCGCCACACAGCUCAGCCAACAGCCAGGGGCAGAGCAGAGGCUGCCGCUGUCCACACCAGCAUGUCUUACAGCGUGACCCUGGCGGGGCCUGGGCCCUGGGGCUUCCGUCUGCAAGGGGGCAAGGACUUCAACAUGCCGCUCACCAUCUCCCGGAUCACACCAGGCAGCAAGGCGGCACAGUCCCAGCUCAGCCAGGGGGACCUCGUGGUAGCCAUCGACGGCGUGAACACAGACACCAUGACCCACCUGGAGGCCCAGAACAAGAUCAAGUCCGCCAGCUACAACCUGAGCCUCACCCUGCAGAAGUCGAAGCGACCCAUUCCCAUCUCCACGGCAGCGCCCCUGAUCCAGUCUCCUCUGCCAGUGAUCCCCCACCAGAAGGACCCUGCUCUGGACACCAACCCCGAGGUGCGGGCCGGCCCGGGCACGGAGGUCAGGCAGACCUUUAGCGCCUCCUUCUCCCAGACCUCCGCCUUCUCCUCCCACUUGGAGGCCUCUGACCCUGGUCCUCCUCAGGGCAGCCCGGGGGCCAAGACCAGCUCGGAGGGAGCCCUGCACUCGCUCAGCCCGAAAGUGCCCCAGGGCUCGAGCCAGCCCAGGCAGUAUAACAACCCCAUUGGCCUGUACUCGGCGGAGACGCUGAGGGAGAUGGCUCAGCUGUAUCAGAUGAGCCUCCGAGGAAAGGCCUCAGGUGCUGGACUCCCAGGAGGUGCGGACUACCAGGAGCGCUUCAACCCCAAUGCCCUGAAGGACUCGGCCCUGUCCACCCACAAGCCCAUCGAGGUGAAGGGGCUGGGCGGCAAGGCCACCAUCAUCCACGCACAGUACAACACGCCCAUCAGCAUGUACUCCCAGGACGCCAUCAUGGACGCCAUUGCUGGGCAGGCCCAGGCCCAGGGCAGUGACUUCAGUGGGAGCCUUCCCGUUAAAGACCUCGCUGUGGACAGCGCCUCUCCCGUGUACCAGGCUGUGAUUAAGAACCAGAACAAGCCGGAAGAUGAGGCUGAUGAGUGGGCCCGCCGCUCCUCCAACCUUCAGUCUCGCUCCUUCCGCAUCCUGGCCCAGAUGACAGGAACUGAGUACAUGCAAGACCCUGAUGAAGAAGCUUUGCGAAGGUCAAGGCCCCAGGCUUCUGCUCAGGGUACGGCCCAGGCGACCUCUCCAGCACCUGCUGCCCAUCCAUACACCGAAGCCCCAGCCGCUGCUGCGCCCAAGCCGCGGGUUGUCACCACUGCCAGCAUUCGGCCUUCUGUCUACCAGCCAGUGCCUGCAAAUACCUACAGCCCAUCUCCGGGGGCCAAUUACAGCCCAACUUCCUACACCCCCUCGCCUGCCCCCGCCUACACCCCCUCGCCUGCCCCCACCUACACCCCCUCCCCUGCCCCUGCCAAUACCCCCUCGCCUGCCCCCACCUACUCCCUCUCCCCAGCACCAGCCUACACCCCCUCGCCUGCCCCGAGCUAUGAGCCUGCACCCUCAGUGGCCCACAGCAGGGGUCCUGCUGAAUCUGCCAGCCGCCCCCCUUGGGCCACAGACGACAGCUUCUCUCAGAAGUUUGCUCCUGGCAAGAGUACCACUUCUAUCAGCAAGCAGCCCCUGCCUGGAGGGACCUCUGCCUACACCCCAGGUUCCCAGGUGCCCCCCCUCGCCAGGGGCACCUUCCAGAGGGCUGAGCGCUUCCCAGCCAGCAGCCGGACUCCGCUCUGUGGCCACUGCAACAACGUCAUCAGGGGCCCCUUCCUGGUAGCCAUGGGCCGCUCCUGGCACCCAGAGGAGUUCAACUGCGCCUACUGCAAGUCCUCCCUGGCAGACGUGUGCUUCGUGGAGGAGCAGGGCGCCGUGUACUGCGAGCGGUGUUAUGAGCAGUUCUUUGCCCCGAUCUGUGCCAAGUGCAACACCAAGAUCAUGGGGGAGGUGAUGCACGCCCUGAGGCAGACGUGGCACACCAGCUGCUUCAUCUGUGCCGCCUGCAAGAAGCCCUUCGGGAACAGCCUCUUCCACAUGGAAGACGGGGAGCCCUACUGUGAGAAAGACUACAUCACUCUGUUCAGCACCAAGUGCCACGGCUGCGAUUUCCCUGUGGAGGCCGGUGACAAGUUCAUCGAAGCCCUGGGCCACACCUGGCACGACACCUGCUUCAUUUGUGCAGGACAACAGAGAGCCCAGGACCUGCCUCACCAGCGUUGUUCUUAGUAGGUGAGAGCAGUG
Messenger RNA from Myotis lucifugus (little brown bat), 2266 nucleotides. RefSeq names its product LIM domain binding 3 (gene LDB3). Gene Ontology annotation, molecular function: muscle alpha-actinin binding; actin binding. Gene Ontology annotation, biological process: actin cytoskeleton organization; muscle structure development; heart development. Gene Ontology annotation, cellular component: adherens junction; filamentous actin; Z disc. Lineage: Eukaryota; Metazoa; Chordata; Mammalia; Chiroptera; Vespertilionidae. The record is from RefSeq and is a predicted model, not a curated record. The coding region runs from base 119 to 2251 and encodes 710 amino acids. The transcript is spliced from 14 exons.